Messenger RNA from Aspergillus affinis, 1188 nucleotides. Its product is annotated as epoxide hydrolase family protein. The record is from RefSeq and is a predicted model, not a curated record. The coding region runs from base 1 to 1188 and encodes 395 amino acids. Gene Ontology annotation, biological process: epoxide metabolic process. Gene Ontology annotation, molecular function: epoxide hydrolase activity. NCBI's taxonomy places the organism in Eukaryota, Fungi, Ascomycota, Eurotiomycetes, Eurotiales, Aspergillaceae. The transcript is spliced from 8 exons.
AUGUCUGCACCGUAUAGCAAGCUCCCGCCGGCCGCGAGUAUCUCGCCGGCCCCGUUUACUGUCUCUAUCCCCCAGCAGCAGCUGGAAGAAAUGCAGGAUCUCGUCAGGCUAUCCAAGAUCGCCCCGCUAACAUAUGAGAAUGUCCAACCGGAUGGCCGUUUCGGCGUCACGUCCGACUGGUUGACAACCAUGAAGCAGAAGUGGUUGCGUGACUUUGACUGGAGAGCAUUGGAGACUCGCGUAAACACCUUUCCUCAAUUCACCGCGGAGAUCGAAGACAUCAAGCUGCAUUUUCUCGCCCUGUUCUCCGAGAAGCCGGAUGCGGUUCCCGUACUUCUGCUUCACGGUUGGCCCGGCAGCUUUCUUGAGUUCCUUCCGAUGCUGGAUUUGUUUCGGGAGCAGUUUACUCCCAGCACUCUGCCCUAUCACUUCAUUGUCCCCUCGCUCCCGGGAUACGCCUUCUCCUCGGGCCCUCCCCUCGACAGAGACUAUAACACUGAGGAUGCAGCUCGUGUCUUGGAUCGGCUUAUGAAAGACCUAGGCUUUGGGAGUGGCUAUAUUGCGCAGGGUGGCGAUAUCGGAAGUAGAGUAUCCCGAAUACUCGCAGUGGACUAUGAUAGCUGCAAAGCUAUUCAUCUGAAUUUCAAUGCCGUCCCAGCUCCACCCCCAGGAAGUUCGGAAGAUAGCCUCAGUGACCACGAAAAGCAGGGCCUGAAACGCAGAGAGGAAUUCUUGACCGUCGGUAGGGCAUAUGCGGACGAACACGCCACAAGACCAAGCACCAUAGGCCAUGUCCUAUCUAGCAGUCCGAUAGCCUUGCUCGCAUGGUGUGGCGAGAAAUUCCUCCAAUGGGUCGACGAGCCACUUCCGUCCCAGACCAUCCUGGAGUCUGUAUCGCUAUACUGGCUUACGGAGUCAAUUCCGCGAGCUAUUUACCCCUAUCGCGAGAACCUCGACGCGUUCCUCAACCCGGAGAAGUGGCGACAGCGCUGGUUCAUUCGCAAGCCGCUCGGUUUCUCGUCCUUCCCUAAAGAGAUCAUGCCUAUCCCGAAGUCCUGGUUGGAGGCGACCGGCACUGUGGUCUAUUUCAAGGAUCAUCGAAAGGGUGGUCAUUUUGCGGCAUUGGAGAAGCCCGCUGUGCUGAAGGAGGACCUGACCGAAUUCAUUUCACAGGUCUGGUCGAAAUGA